Polistes dominula (European paper wasp) is the source of this 4185-nucleotide messenger RNA. RefSeq names its product phosphatidylinositol 3-kinase 92E (gene Pi3K92E). Gene Ontology annotation, molecular function: 1-phosphatidylinositol-4-phosphate 3-kinase activity; 1-phosphatidylinositol-3-kinase activity. Gene Ontology annotation, biological process: phosphatidylinositol-3-phosphate biosynthetic process; phosphatidylinositol-mediated signaling; cell migration. The record is from RefSeq and is a predicted model, not a curated record. Gene Ontology annotation, cellular component: plasma membrane; cytoplasm; phosphatidylinositol 3-kinase complex. NCBI's taxonomy places the organism in Eukaryota, Metazoa, Arthropoda, Insecta, Hymenoptera, Vespidae.
UUGUGCUUGCUUUGGCUCGCUCGCUCAACGCAACAAAUAAUGGAUGACUUGUGUUGUUAUUUGCAAGGAAGAUUAUUGCAUGUAGACGAAUAUAAAUAGUAAAUUAUUGAUUAAACCAAAUUCUUUAAGUUUCUAUCAAAACAAAGGAUGAAAUAUUUAGUUAUUUAAUUAGUUCUAAUCACGAAGACGUAACAUUGUUUUGGAUCUCGAAUAGAAGAAGUGACAGUGUGUUGUGUGGUGUGUACUUUUUCAACACCAUAGGUUGUAUAUUUUGUUUCUGUAGGAAAGUGAUUAUAAUUAAUUACUGAUCAAUAUGUGAUUCGUGUCAAAAGAAAAGAGAGAGAAAAAAAAGAACAAAAGAAAAAUAAAUAAAUAUUAAAUGAUCAUAAGAAAAUAUCGUUUAGAUUUCCUCCAUUAAAAUGGGGGGAGAUAAUUUGCUUGACAUAGAGCUCAUGAAAUUAUGUAAACCAGACAGGGGAUGUAUUUGAUAACUGGCUAUUUAAAAUCCAACACUGUUGUUGUUGUUGUUGUUGUUAUUGUGCCUGAAUAAUAAAUAUAGCCUUGUUCUAUGUGCCUAAUGCACUAAUACAUUUUUCAUCAUGGUAAAUAAGCCAAACACGUACAGUUACGAUUUUUGGGCAAUAACACCGACAGAUAUCGUUGAGCUAACAUGCCUAAUGCCCAAUGGUGUGUUAGUUCCACUGGAUACAAAUCGUAAUGCUAUAUUGGCUGAAAUUAAAGAAGAUCUUUGGGACGAGGCUAGCAAGUAUCCCCUUCAUGGAAUAUUAAAAGAUGCGCAAUCAUAUGUAUUUUCAUACAUUAACACUAACGCAGAAGCAGAAGAACUGAGAGAUGAAUCAAGACGUCUUUGUGAUAUUAAACCAUUUUGUUCCGUAUUAAAAGUUAUUGAACGGGAGGGUAUAAAAAAUGAUAGAAAUUUAGAUGCCCAAAUAGGUCAUAUUAUCGGAAAAGGAUUACAUGAAUUUGCUGCCUUAAAAAAUUCCGAAGUCAAUGACUUCAGAUGGAAGAUGCGAGUAUUGGGUGAUGAAGUGGCUCGUGCUAGGCAAAAGAAAUCGUCUAUGGAAAAAAUACAAUAUCAAUAUCCGUUAAGGUUAGCUCCAACUCCUGAGAUACCUAAAAAUAUUGAAUGUCGACUGAAGGAUGGAAAUCUUGUUCUCGUUACGAAAUUCAGGAAUUCAGAGACAUCUUUCACGUUUCAAAUUCCACAUUCUAUUACGCCGUACGAGCUAUUGGUACUUAUUUUAAAUAAAAGAGCAAACACAAUGAUGUUAAGAGGGGAACAUCCAAAUGACUUCAUACUUAAAGUUUGUGGUCAAGAAGAAUAUUUGAUUGGAGAAUAUCCUCUUAUACAGUUUAAUUAUAUUCAAGAUUGUUUAGCAAAAGACAUUACACCGACGCUUGUUACUCUCAAUGCAGAUAGUGUAUCAUUAGAUCAGGAUAAUGGUCCUGAAAAUCCAGACGUCGAUGCACUGCAACGCACAAGACCUUCCUUUUCUACACUUACACUUCGUAAGAAAGGCAAACAUAUUUCUGCUUGGAAGAUAGAUGAUCAAUUUACGUUCACUGUAAAUGGUAUUUCUCGACUCAACUGUGAUGCUGCCCAUCGGACAGUAGAGAUUGGGUUGCAAGCUGGCCUUUUCCAUGGCGGGAAGUCAUUGUGCGAGAGUCAGAAAACCAAAGAAACUAUAGUAAGCUCUGAUGGUAGUUGCGAAUGGGAAGAACUUCUUAGAUUUGAUAUUAAAGUUAAGGAUAUACCUCGAAUGGCACGUUUAUGUUUUGUCUUGUAUGAAAUUAGUAAAACUUCAAAAGGCCUAAAGAGUAGAAGACUGGUUAAGGAUUCUAAGCAGGAAUUCUUUAUAAAUCCUUUGUGUUGGGCUAACACAACUAUAUAUGACUUUAAGUCUCAAUUAAAGACUGGAGCAAUGACAUUAUAUACAUGGACAUAUGCAGAGGAUAUGCAGAGUGAUGAUUUACUUCAUCCUUUAGGAACAGUAGUAUCAAAUCCACAUAUUGAUAGAGCAGCAGCACUUAUGUUGACCUUUCCUAAUUAUGGAAAGGAAAAGUCUGUGCUCUAUCCUACUCCAGAAAAAAUGGUCGAAUAUGCUAGAAAAUUACGUGAAUCCGGUAGCGAAAAAGUAAUGCAAGAAGAACCAAAUCAAGAAAAUGAUAUUAAUAAGUUUCAGCAAUUAGAACAAUUGAGAUCUUUGGCGGACAGAGAUCCCCUGCAUGAACUCCACGAACAGGAGAAGAAAAUAAUGUGGGCAUUGAGACAUCACUGUCUUCAUGAAAUUCCAACAGUUUUGGCUAAAUUAUUGCAAUGUGUAGAAUGGAAUGAUCACAGAGAAGUAGCAGAAGCUACAGCAUUAAUACAACAGUGGCCAGUGUUGCCAGUAGAAAAAGCAUUAGAAUUAUUAGAUUAUGCGUAUGCCGAUCAAAAUGUUAGGAGUUUUGCUGUACGUUGUCUUUUUGAUGUCAGUGAUGAGGAUUUGAGUUUAUAUCUUUUACAAUUGGUUCAAGCAUUGAAACAUGAAAAUUAUUUGUCGUGUGAUUUAACUGAAUUUUUAUUAGGACGUGCUCUUAAUAACCAAAGGAUAGGACAUUAUUUGUUUUGGCAUCUUAGGUCAGAAAUGCAAGUUGGUUCAGUUUCCGUUCGUUUUGGUCUCAUACUUGAAGCUUAUUGCAGAGGUAGUCAACAACAUAUGCGAGCACUUUUUAAACAAAUGGAGUGUAUGGAUAAAUUAAGAUGUGCUUCUGAACAAGUUAAAAUGAAAAAAGAUCGUAAAAUGGCAUUACAAACUUUUCAAGAAUAUAUUCAAGAACCACAUUGUCAAGAAGCAUUAUCCGAAGUUCUCAAUCCAUUAGAUCCAAGUUUUAGGUGGAAACAUUUAAAAAUAGAAAAAUGUCGAGUUAUGGAUAGCAAAAUGCGACCAUUGUGGCUUGUAUUUGAAAAUGCGGAUCCAUUUGGUGAAGACAUUUAUUUAAUACUUAAACAUGGUGACGAUUUGAGACAAGACAUGCUUACACUUCAAAUGUUAAGAAUCAUGGAUAAAUUAUGGAAAAGAGAAGGUUUAGAUUUACGUAUGAAUCCGUAUGGUUGUAUAUCUACCGAAAAUAGAGUUGGAAUGAUCGAAGUUGUUUUAAAUGCUGAAACUAUUGCUAAUAUACAAAAAGAAAAAGGAACAUUUUCUGCUACUGCUGCCUUUAGGAGAGGUUCAUUGUUAGCUUGGUUGAAAGAUUAUAAUCAUACGGAAGCAGCUUUAAAUAAAGCCAUAGAAGAAUUUACAUUGAGUUGUGCUGGAUACUGCGUAGCAACAUACGUUCUUGGAAUUGCUGAUAGGCAUUCCGAUAACAUUAUGGUUAAAAAGACUGGUCAAUUAUUUCACGUUGAUUUUGGUCACAUCCUUGGACACUUUAAAGAGAAAUUUGGAUUUAGACGCGAACGUGUACCGUUCGUAUUAACAAACGACUUUGUUCAUGUUAUUAAUAAAGGACAAACUAAAAAAGGCCAAGCUGUUGAAUUUCAACGAUUUCAAAGUCAUUGCGAACAAGCUUUUUUAAUUUUGAGACAACACGGUGGUUUAAUUCUAUCUUUAUUUGCGAUGAUGAUAUCUACUGGACUUCCUGAACUUUCAUCAGAAAAAGAUCUCAAUUAUUUAAGGGACACUUUGGUAUUAGAAAUGUCUGAAAUUGAAGCUCAAAAACAUUUUAGAAGUAAAUUCGACGAAGCGCUUUGCAAUUCAUGGAAAACUUCGCUUAAUUGGGCUUCCCAUAAUAUGGCUAAAAAUAAUAAAACGAUAUGAAGGAUUACAUUAGAAAAGGAACGAUAUUAUUUCAAUGUGUUUGAUGAUAGUUAGAAAACGCCAAGUUAAACAAAAAAAAAAACUACGGAUGAUCAUCGCAGGAACCACCAUGGCAUGGCAGUGUAAAAAGGACAAAGACAAAAACAAAAAAUCAGUGAAAGUAUGCCAGUUUUGAAACUAAAAGUAACGAUUAUCCAUCGUCAAGGUCAAUGUAAGAAGUUGUGAAUGAGACAGUAUUUACUACUACUACUACACGUAUGUGACAUGUAUAAUGUUUUCAAAUUGAAGCUGUAAACAACAAUGUGAAUUCGUCGCAGUCUCCUCCUCUAUGGGAAUGAAGAAAAAAAAAAAAAACAAUGCAAUU